Messenger RNA from Brassica rapa (field mustard), 1761 nucleotides. Its product is annotated as adenylosuccinate synthetase, chloroplastic. Gene Ontology annotation, molecular function: adenylosuccinate synthase activity; GTP binding. Lineage: Eukaryota; Viridiplantae; Streptophyta; Magnoliopsida; Brassicales; Brassicaceae. Gene Ontology annotation, biological process: 'de novo' AMP biosynthetic process; IMP metabolic process. Gene Ontology annotation, cellular component: cytoplasm. The record is from RefSeq and is a predicted model, not a curated record.
GGACACAACGGUCAUUUUAAAUUCACCUGAACACAGUUCGAACAAGCUCUUGUCGAGUGCCGGCGAACCGAACCCUAACACUUGAAACCCCUUGCUUCAUCCUCUCUCUCUCUCUCCAAAGAUGUCUCUAUCCUCUCUCUCUCUAGACACCAAGCCGAGAUUCGCUGUCGGAGUUCCACACCACCGCCGUUAUCCUCAUCCCCACCACCCUCGCAGCUUCCUCCCCUGCUCUCCUAAACGUCCAACCAUCUCAGCGUCACUGAGCGUUACCGCUGAUUCAACCACCACCGAGCCACUUGAACGGAUUGGUGCACUGAGUCAAGUCUCAGGCGUGCUAGGUUGCCAGUGGGGAGAUGAAGGCAAAGGCAAGCUCGUUGACAUCUUAGCUCAACACUUCGACAUCGUUGCUCGCUGUCAGGGUGGAGCUAAUGCUGGGCACACUAUAUACAACUCAGAGGGAAAGAAGUUUGCUUUACACCUUGUGCCUUCAGGUAUACUCAACGAGGACACCACUUGUGUGAUUGGCAACGGAGUUGUGGUGCAUUUGCCAGGUCUCUUCAAGGAGAUUGAUGGUCUUGAGUCCAACGGCGUUUCCUGUAAAGGAAGGAUCUUGGUCUCAGACCGCGCUCAUCUCUUGUUUGAUUUCCACCAAGAGGUUGAUGGUCUCAGAGAAUCCGAGCUUGCAAAAUCAUUCAUUGGUACGACCAAGAGAGGCAUUGGUCCUUGCUACUCUAGUAAAGUGAUAAGGAAUGGUAUUAGAGUUGGUGAUUUAAGGCACAUGGACACUUUGCCUCAGAAGCUUGAAGUUUUGCUAGCGGAUGCAGCUGCGAGGUUUAAAGGGUUUAAGUAUACUCCAGAGAUGCUUAGGGAAGAAGUUGAAGCGUAUAAGAGAUACGCUGAGAGAUUAGAGCCUUAUAUAACUGACACGGUGCAUUUCAUGAACGAUGCGAUUUCUCAGAAGAGGAAGGUUUUGGUAGAAGGUGGUCAAGCUACAAUGCUGGACAUUGACUUUGGUACUUAUCCUUUUGUUACUUCCUCUAGUCCAUCAGCUGGUGGGAUCUGUACAGGUCUUGGUAUCGCUCCAAGAGCCGUUGGUGAUCUAAUUGGAGUGGUGAAAGCGUACACUACAAGAGUUGGUUCAGGACCAUUUCCUACAGAGAAUUUGGGACCAGGUGGUGACCUUCUGAGGUUGGCUGGACAGGAGUUUGGGACUACAACUGGUCGUCCUCGUCGGUGUGGCUGGCUUGACCUUGUUGCCCUGAGAUUCUCUUGCCAAAUCAAUGGGUUUGCGUCGCUUAAUCUCACUAAGCUUGAUGUACUUUCCGACCUGGAAGACAUCCAGCUGGGUGUGGCUUAUAAGAAGAGUGAUGGCACUCGUGUUGACUCCUUCCCUGGUGAUCUUCGCCUUCUUGAAGAACUGCAAGUGGAGUAUGAAGUGUUACCUGGAUGGAAGUCGGACAUAUCCUCAAUCAGAAACUACUAUGAUCUUCCAAAGGCUGCACAGCAAUAUGUUGAGAGGAUUGAAGAACUAGUGGGUGUGCCCAUUCAUUACAUUGGUAUUGGACCCGGUCGUGAUGCCCUUAUAUAUAAAUGAGUUUUAGUUUAGGCUUUUUUUUUGGCUCUUCCACAGACUUAAAGAUUUGAUGAAGCAUCAAGUUACUUGAGAUGAUUACUCGCUUUGUAGUGACUAAUGUAUCUGCUGCAUUGUUUGAAGAGUAAUAACUAAUAAGGAAUGAGUUUGUUGAUUUUUUUUCUAGUUUA